CAAGUUUGACAUUAUUUUUUAAUGCAAAAUUGAAUUUGCAAUUGAAAAGUACUCUACAGAUUUUUUGAUAAAUGGUGCCGUUUUCAAGAUAUAACCACCGAAAGUUUGAUUUUAGCGAAAUAUUUGCAGUUUUUCAAUUUUUAAAAAUAGUGACCAUGAGUGACCGUUUCUAAAAAUAUUUUUUUUUUGAAAGGUUCAGAAAAUUUGCUCUGAAAUUGUCUAAGAGACAUUGAAGAUUGGACCUCGGGUUGCUGAGAUAGAGCCUUUUUAAGAAAAAGAAACACGAAAAUUGAAGUUUUCUUUAUCUCACCAAAACAACCCACCAUUUUCUAAUGACCAUAUCUCAGCAAAUAUUGGUCCGAUUUUCAAUUUCAACACAUGAAAAAUUCGUGAAUUUUUUUUUCUAUCUCUAAAGAUUUUCCAAAAUUUUCAUUUUUUUUCUUGUCACCCUAAUGGGGCAUUUAUUUGAAAAGAGGCAAAACAGUUAUUGAUAAUGCACAACAAAUUGUAGGUCCGUGCAAUCAUUCCAGUAUGUGUGCAACAAUUUAUUUGAUAAGAAACAUAAAUAAUUUUUCUUAAUGGGAUUGUUCUAUGUCAAAACGCAAUAUAUUAUAUUCUUAGACAAAUUUAUGAAAAAGACGUAACCAGGAAUGUAAAAAUAGAACAAUUUUUAUUGGAACAUUCAACCGACAGCUGAUCCACGAUUUGCUACCACAAUCAGUUGCCAGAGCUCGUCACGAGUCAAUCUCGGCCAGUCGUUCUUCUGCACUUAUCAGCCGAGCACAGCCUGCAAAACUGUUCCGAAUGAUGCGAAUCCUAGCGUUGUUCAUACUUUUAUUCGCUAACGCUUCCUGCGAGCCGGAAAAAUGUGGCCUUCAGAAGGUCAAAACACGCGAGCUGAUCGUCCGCGGGUACGGCUCCUACCCGGGACAGUUUCCGUGGCACGUGGCCAUCUUCCACCGAAAGUCCAAGGUGCGUACGGAUUACGCUUGCGGGGGGAGCUUGAUAAGCGCGAGCUUCGUACUGACCGCGGCGCAUUGUACGAGGGGUGAGGAUGGGUACGAGAUUCGAGCGAGUUUGGUGAAGGUGUUUCUGGGACUGCACGAUAAGGAGUUCAUCGGUCCGAACGUUCAACAGCACUCGGUUUAUGGCAUUCACACGGUUCCCUCGGAAGUUCCUUGGGUUGGGUUGAAGAACGACGUGGCUCUGCUGGAGCUUGGAAGUAACGUGGAGUACACGAACUUUGUGCAGCCGAUCUGUUUGAAUUUUGAGGAAAUACCGAACAGGGUGAUUGGAACUGUUCCCGGAUGGGGGAGGACAGAAGUUGAGGACAUUUCGGAGGUUUUGAAGACGGCCAGUAUGCCGAUCAUCAGUACGCUGAAUUGUUUGCAAAGUAAUCGAGAUGUUUUUGGCGGGGCGUUGGAUACUGGAAUGAUUUGUGCCGGACAUCAGAAUGGUACAAGUGUCUGCAAUGGAGACAGUGGGGGAGGAUUGGUCGUACAGAGAUGCACUGAUGGCGGAUGUUCCUGGUCUCAGAUUGGAGUAUUGUCGUUUUCGGCUGGAAAUGCAACCGGACAUUGCAGAAGUGAUGGUUAUGGAGCAUUUUCCAACGUUCAAACGUAUCUACCGUGGAUCAGUCAGAUCACUGGCAUGCAAUUUGGAGAAGAUAUAUCACAAUAUGUUUGUGGCCACCAGCAGGAUGAAACAACGACACGAACCAGAUGGCCUUGGCACGGAACUGCAUAUCUGAAAAAUCCAUCGUUUUCUAACAAAGAUUGCAACUCCUACGAUGUGACAAUUCUAUCCAAUCAAAUCGUCCUGACGGUACAUGCUUUCAUAUAUUGUUAUCAAAAAGAUCCCGAAUCCUACCGUGUCCGGGUGGGAUAUCCAGCCGUUGGCAUAUCCGACGAAUUUACCCAAGAAUUCCCAAUCGAGAAAGAGUUCACGAGCGCUCAGCAAAUCCCGCACACACGAAACCUGGCGAUACUCAAGCUGAAAGGGCGCAUCCAGUUCACAAAGUACGUGCAGCCAAUUUGUUUGAGACCACCCGAAGAUUCCUCUUUCUCGUCAAUUGUCAACCAAAAUGGCUACCUUGUGUCCCACGGACAACACAAGUACGGUGACCAACCAGAAGAAAUGGUCAUGCCGAUUGUAAAAAAAAGUAAAUGUCUCAAAGACCAUCUCAGUUUGUGUGUGGCAACCUUCAACGCAGAACUAUACUGCGCCGGCACGAGAAAUGGAACUGGACCAUCCGAGCUGGACGUCGGAACCGGCCUCUUCGUCCAACGUGGAAAUAGCUGGUUCCUGGCAGGCGCACUUUUCGAGCUGGCAUCUCCAGUUUUCUAUGCACCAAAAUCCUUUCACACAAAGCACUACGCAAUGUUUUUGGACGUGACCCAUUUUUCAAAUUGGAUCGUUUCUACCGUCAAGUACAUACACGGUCCGAAGGCGCCCUUUUUGUGGUGGGCUGAACAACAAUAUCCACGGAAAAAUUCUUUUGUGGCGGAAACCAGAAACUUUGUCGACUCCGUAGCGAAUGCGGUGAAUUUCAAACGUACAAUCCCCCUGAUUGUGAAAACAGUGGCUGAGAAGAAAAUGUAUUCUGAAACUGAAUUUUCACCGCAAAACCAGGAACUGAUUAGGCAUAGUAAUGAAUUUAUAAAUCAUUUUUUGAAAAAUUUGUAUUGAGGCUAGGUUUUUUUUUCAAAUUUAAUAUUAAAAGAGAAACUCACUAAAAGUACAGUGGAAUCUCUCGUUGUGGAUUUUGAAGGGACCGUCGAGAGCGAGAGGAAUCACAUUAUAGAACGAAAAAUCAUGGCAUGCUUCUUGAAGGGACUUAAAAAUGUAUUGACAGCUGGAGCAAUAUUGAUAUCGAGAAGAUCUACAGUCAGUGAGUCGACUGUCAAAUAUAGCUAAAUAAGCCAUAUCAGCAAAACGAAUAGCUAGAAUUUUAGUUUGAAAAAUAAAAAUCCUUUCCAAAUA
Culex pipiens pallens (northern house mosquito) is the source of this 2982-nucleotide messenger RNA. Its product is annotated as chymotrypsin-like protease CTRL-1. Gene Ontology annotation, biological process: proteolysis. Gene Ontology annotation, molecular function: serine-type endopeptidase activity. NCBI's taxonomy places the organism in Eukaryota, Metazoa, Arthropoda, Insecta, Diptera, Culicidae. The record is from RefSeq and is a predicted model, not a curated record. Bases 805 to 2688 code for a protein of 627 amino acids. The transcript is spliced from 2 exons.